ACAUGAACCAUGACAACUCAAAUCGCCCCAAAGCCUGGAUAAUGACUACAACUCUAGUGGUGACACAACACAUCUUGAAAGAGGACAGAGGGACGAAGGGGGAUUUUCUCGUGUAUGGAUCCACUACAUCGGAGAUUAUUGAAGAAACUGAAUAUAUAAAUAAGAUUAGAUCCACCCUAGCAAAGGUUCAACCCCUGCCGAGUAAACGUGGCUUGAGUCAUGGGGUUCCAGAUUGCCUGUCGCUGGAUUCAAAGCCACAUUUCCAAGAACCUGGAUUGGAAGCCGAUAAAGAGGCCUUAGCCUCCAGCUGCAAGGAGACCAUGGAAAAGAUGAAAAACACAGAAGAAGAACUGUCACGGGUGAAUAAAGAAAACGAAAGGUUAAAGAUCAAGCUGGAAGCUUCAAGAGCAGCAGGGGCAGAGGGCGUGAAACACGGGGCACAGAAACUGCAGGAGGAUUUCUCCAAGCGCUCUGAGGAUCUCAGGAAAAGGCACGAAGGGACCAUCCAUAUAAUGAAGGCCCGCAAGCUCGAGCAAGAACAAAAAUUAAAAGAAAGCACAGACAGUCUCAGCCAGCUGAACGUGCAACUGCAAGAAAGGUACGAGCGGAUCGAAGAACUGGAGAAACGAGUGCAAAGGAUGGAAGAGGAGAAGAAAACGUUGAACGAAAAGAAACGAUCUUUAAAAGAAAAGCUGCACCAGAUGAUGUCAAAUGCAGAAGAUACUAAAAGCUGUGUAACGGUUCAGACAGAGAUCUCCAGACUUCAGGAACAAAUUAGCCACUUGGAUCACGUCAUCCAUUCCCAGCAUCAAAACUUACGCGGUCUGAUUCACCAGAUUGAAGAACUGAAUAACGAUCUAAAACAUCAAGAUGAAAGAAUAGAAAUCCUAAAAGAAAAGAUCGAGAUGCUGCAGGCAAAGAACAAAGAACUGAAGUACAAAGUGGAAUUCUACUCUGGCCAGUCAAAAACAAAGUCUUCCAAAGCUGUUUCAGCAAAGAUGGCGCAAGCCUUGCCAUACGCCAUACUGCGCAAGUGAAGCACUGCUACGCAGCGGGACCUUUUUUUCAGAUCUGCCACAAGGAUCAC
This is a messenger RNA of Elgaria multicarinata webbii, 1087 nucleotides long. It is a transcript of the gene CCDC68, whose product is annotated as coiled-coil domain containing 68. NCBI's taxonomy places the organism in Eukaryota, Metazoa, Chordata, Lepidosauria, Squamata, Anguidae. Bases 3 to 1037 code for a protein of 344 amino acids. The record is from RefSeq and is a predicted model, not a curated record. Gene Ontology annotation, biological process: intracellular signal transduction. Gene Ontology annotation, cellular component: intracellular anatomical structure. The transcript is spliced from 11 exons.